Epithele typhae is the source of this 2781-nucleotide messenger RNA. RefSeq lists its product as uncharacterized. The transcript has 9 exons. Lineage: Eukaryota; Fungi; Basidiomycota; Agaricomycetes; Polyporales; Epitheliaceae. The coding region runs from base 1 to 2781 and encodes 926 amino acids. The record is from RefSeq and is a predicted model, not a curated record.
AUGGCAAACUUCCAGAACGAGUGGGCCUCCCGCGUUCAAGACGCGUUGUUAGAACGAGAGGCUGGACCCGCGGCUCCCCUGCCGUGCUCAUCUUGCGCUUUCCAGAUCGGCACGCGCGCGGGGGCGGCGACACACGUAUACCGAUGUUUUGACUGCAUGUACCCGUUGCCCCUAUGCAUUACAUGUAUCGUCGCCCAACACUGCAGGCUCCCCUAUCACCGUGUGGAGCAGUGGGACCCAGCCAUUGGAUUUUGGGACCGCGUGGGCCUUGGGGAACUGCCCUCCCCACAUAACCUCGUCCUUCACCUUGGUCACGGUGGCCUUCCUUGUCCAGUUUCGCUCGCCUCACAGCAAAAAAGGGCUAUGACCAUCGUCGACUCGCACGGUCCGCAGACGUUUGAGGUCACCUUCUGCACGCAUGCCUCCUUCGAGCAAGAGCCAAUGGACGAGUCCAUGCAGCUCAUCCAAGCCGGGCUGUGGCCCGCGACAUGGGACACGCCACGUACCGCUUUCACCAUCUCAGCCCUUCGCGACUUUCAUCUCCUAUCCCUGCAGUCGCAAAUAUCCGUUCUCGACAUCUGGAACUACCUCGCACGAAGCAAGGACAAUAUUCGAACGCACGAGAUUGAGAAUCGAUAUGCACAACUGCGGGCUUCGAUGCGCCAGUACGCCUUCGUCAGGUUGACCAAGCGAAAUGGAGUUGACCCGGGAGGCGAGAUGGAAGCUGGAGUCCUCGCCACCCUGUGUUCCUCAUGCCCGCAGCCAGGGAUCAACAACACUGUCCCGGAGCCGCCGGAUCUCAACGAGAAGAAGCAAGAUGAGAGCGAGGAUAAGAGAUACCUCGACGCCUUCUUCUAUAAUAAGGACGCAACCUUCUCCCAGUUUCAAAAAAUGAAAGCUGUCGAUCCACAGGACAAGGCUAUGACACGCAACGGAGGGUUCUUUGUCCACGAGGAACAGGCGGCGGUCAUUCUCAAGGAUGCAGAGGCGGAAGCUCCCGCAGAGGUACGUGAAUCCACAUGCAACAAGUUCGGGGCCAUGGGAUAUCAGCGCUAUGCUGGUACUGUUUCUGGACUCCUCGCAAUGACAUGCUCCCGACACAUGAUGACGAUGAGAAACAGCGUUGUCGACCUGACGAAAGGUGAAGCGUUCAAGUACGCAGACCUCAGUGAAGCCAGUGCAAUCAAGCCGUACCUCACCCUCCCGAUGCUCGUCUCCGGCUACGACAUCAAUUGUCAAUAUCACCGGAAUUAUGACACGCGGAUGGACGAGCUCAUGUCUACCUGGUCGGAGCUCAUGGGGUGCCUCCCCAGCGUCGCCGAGUGGGAGAAACUUCCUUACAUGCUUAUCGCCGUUGGCAAGUUCCACCUACCUGCCCACCAAGCCAGCUGUCGCUACAAGUUCUCUUACAACUACCUCCCCGGCGCUGCACGUACCGAUGGUGAAGCGUCUGAACGGAUGUGGGCUGCUAUAUACCAGCUAGCCACACGAAUACGGGAGAUGGGACCAGGAUCUCGUCACGAUGCGCUGAACGACAUCUGGAACGACCAGAACGUCCGUCAUUUGCACACAAUGAGUCGGGACCUCUCUGCAAGGUACAACACCAGUGAAGAGUUCAUCGCAGACCUCGAGCGCCAUCUUACAGCUCUCGAGGCCACAUUCAGUCCCGAACGGCUUGCACAGCUCAAGGAGCAAGAGGCUGCGUUCAAACUCGCAGUAGUGGACAUGGCGAAUCACGACAGCCUUGAGAACAUUUACGAUAUCAAUAUCGAGCAGGUGACGGAUGCAAAGGAUGCGACCAAAAGCCAGAAGGCGCGCAAGGCGUCGUCAACAACCCGUCGGGAGGAAAAGAUCAUGCAAGCCCUCGACGAGGGUGCUCGCCUUCAGGUAGAACGUGAAAAACUCCUCAAAGCGAUUAUGCUCAAGGGCAGGGUCCCGUCUAGUGUUGUGGAUCAGCAAGCCGACUUUCUCAAGCGAUAUGCGGAGUGGUCCCCACUCUGGGACGCCCACAUUCAGCCCGCAUUACAAGAUGCAGCCUUGAUGAUCUCCGAAGAGGACGCCCCCAAGACCAACUUCCCCCGACUGUCUGAAGCUGCCUGGAAGGCCCCACGCGCCAAGCGCAAGGCCUCUUUGUGGAAAGAGGUCUACAAUGCCGAUAUCGCGCUUCCUUCUUCGUUCCAUGAAACGGUACUGAAGGAGACCCCAGCUGUGCCUCUUGUGGAAGCGGAGAUCAAGAUUCGACGAGAUGAGGCCCGGGAAGCACUCGACGAGGUCCGCACUGCACUGAUCCUCUCGUUCUCUGUGAAACUUAGCAAAAAGCAUGCACGGAGCAAGAGGGUGCGCACAGAGAUCUCCUCUACCCUCGGAUCGGCUCGCGGCGACGUGCAGGCGGCAGCACACAAGUACCGAAGGGUCGUCAAAUGCCUCCUCCGUCUAGGCGUGCCACUGGAUGACCCCGCAGUCCAUCCGCUCGAAGAAACCGAUCUCAAGGCGAUGGUCAUUUCGGCUCAGGGGGACCAGUCGUGGAUCUGGGACAGUCUUUCAGUCGUCGACAAGGCUGGGACGGCAGCACAUCAGCGGUACAAGGACCAGAUCGAGAGCGUCCACUGGUUCCGCAUACAUGCGAUGCUCACGAGGUGGCGGGAGGAGCGCAAGCUGUUGCGGCGUGAGAUGUGGAGAACUGCGGUGUUCUUCGGCUUUUUCAGGCAGCAUUGGUUGCAAAAUGCGGAGCUGCAUGAACACUCCCGCGAACGAGGCAAGGCCGCAUAUGCCAAAAAGUAA